Messenger RNA from Trichomonas vaginalis G3, 606 nucleotides. RefSeq lists its product as uncharacterized. NCBI's taxonomy places the organism in Eukaryota, Parabasalia, Trichomonadida, Trichomonadidae. The transcript has a single exon. The coding region runs from base 1 to 606 and encodes 201 amino acids. The record is from RefSeq and is a predicted model, not a curated record.
AUGAACAAAAACGGAACAGCUAAAAUGAAUGAUAAUCAAAUUAGAGCAGAAGGUAGAAGGUUAUUUAAACGCUUCUAUAACAUUCCUGAUGGUGUUAAUCCUAAAACUCGUAGAAGCUAUUUAAAUGAAGCAAUAGAUGCAUAUGAAGGGUUUGACAUUUCAUCAGAAAGUGAGAGAUUAGCGAGAAUGUUAAAUGUUAAUAUUGAUUUCUAUUAUUGUGAUCCUCAACCAGAAGACGUGGACAUAAAUAAGGUAGACUUUCCAUUAGUGGAAUCAAUAAUGAUAGAUCCAGAAUUUGAAACAGUAAAUAUUUUAUUAACACAGAGUCCAUGUGGAAAACUUCACGCUGACAGAAUAACAGACGUUGAAGCACUCACCGGCUAUAAAGUUUGUCCAUAUUGUAAAGAAGAAGUUUAUUCUAUCCGUGAUGAUCCAGAAAGGAAAAACCAAAGAAGAUUUUUAAAGCAUUGUGAGAAAUGUAAAGAAAAUAAUGGAAGAUUAAUUCAAGACGUUCAAUUGCAAAAGACAGCAACCAUAUGCACCACAUAUUACGAAACAGAAGAUAUAUCAGUGGUUAUUAGCUCACAAUUUGCAGAAAUAUUAUAA